Messenger RNA from Cylicostephanus goldi, 618 nucleotides. The record is from the annotation of a GenBank genome assembly. Lineage: Eukaryota; Metazoa; Nematoda; Chromadorea; Rhabditida; Strongylidae.
CUAUUGAAAAGUCAGAUAAGAUAUUUUGAGGGGCCAUUGGACAACACACAAUUGGCUUUUUGGGCAAUGGUUAUUCAGGUGAAAUCGGAGGCCAUCAUUAUGCUUUGCAAUAAUAUUGAACAGGUCGUCAUACAUAAAUCGACAUAUUCGCAUUUAAGCGUUCAACACGUAAAAUACUGCACAUUUGAAUUUCAGGGUAAGUUUAAGUGCUCACAAUACUAUCCGCGUGAAAAGGGAGAAACAAUGACAUUUGGAGAAGGACCGGGAAAGAUAGUCGUGACCAAUCUGGAUGUCCAACCUAUGUCAGAAGAAGAUAAUUUUGUGAGAAUAUGCCGUCUAAAGAUAGAUUACCAAAAAGAUGGCAAAGAAGAAAGUUCGAAUGUUAAGCACAUCCAGUGGGAAAAUUGGCCAGAUAGAGGAGUUCCACCAACAAAACUUACGGCUACGAACAUCUUGAGUGAAGUACGGGGAACGACGAAACCAAUCAUUGUGCACUGUUCAGCGGGUAUUGGUAGAACAGGAACAAUCGUAGCCAUCGCAUACGUGCAAGAGAAGAUGCAACAUGGGGUAACGCUUGCGUCUUUCAAAGAGAACGUUACGACUGAAAUUUUUGUGUAA